This is a messenger RNA of Meira miltonrushii, 825 nucleotides long. RefSeq lists its product as uncharacterized. Gene Ontology annotation, cellular component: mitochondrion; cytoplasm; membrane. Lineage: Eukaryota; Fungi; Basidiomycota; Exobasidiomycetes; Exobasidiales; Brachybasidiaceae. The coding region runs from base 87 to 725 and encodes 212 amino acids. The transcript has 2 exons. The record is from RefSeq and is a predicted model, not a curated record.
CUUUCGGUCUACCAUCACUAGAUCCUCAAUCAAAAGAGAGAAAACACUGCCCACCAAAAAAAACCCCUUUUUCACACACAACAAGAAUGGCUUCUUUCCAGCGAUUCUUACAGGCAACAACGGCCACCCUGCCAAGACAAUGUGCAAGUGCAGGAAUCUUGUUCGCAACAGGAGAUUGUAUUGCACAACAAGUUGUCGAAAAGAAAGGAAGCAAGCAUGAUAUCAUUAGAACGGCUCGCCUAACAGCUUAUGGUGGUUUAAUCUUUUCUCCCAUUGCGGCAUUUUGGUUAGGAAAAGUGUUGGAACGUGUACCAUACAAAGGAUUAGCUGGAACGGUAACAAAAGUUGCUUUGGAUCAGAGUAUCGCUGCACCUAGUUUGCUAGCACUCUUUUUCACUUCUACAACUUUAAUGGAAGGUAAAAGUCUCGAUGACGUAAAGGUGAAACUGCAAAAAUCAUACUGGAGCACACUGCUAACAUCUUGGGCCGUUUGGAUUCCCGUUCAAUCAAUCAAUAUGGCAUUUGUUCCACCGCCUCAACGACUUUUAUUCGUAAACGUAGUGAGCAUCUUUUGGAAUACCUUCUUAGCCCUCGUUGCUUCGGGAGGAGGUCCGGGUGAAUCUCAACGUGAUGAAGCAAAUUUGGAAUUGGGCAAAUUACCCUCUCAUGUAAAAGAUCAAUUACCACAAUUGCGUAUGGAAGGAAAAGCAGCAAAGAUGUGGUAAACUUGUAUCUUAAAGCAAACUUUCAUGUACACCGCUACCUAUCUUGUGACCAAUCAAUGUAUAGAACUCAUGACUUUUUCUAGAAUUUUGACACCUAUGG